Molecule: messenger RNA, 5127 nt
Organism: Pterocles gutturalis (yellow-throated sandgrouse)
Lineage: Eukaryota; Metazoa; Chordata; Aves; Pterocliformes; Pteroclidae
Source: RefSeq, a predicted model, not a curated record
AUGGCAACAAGAGUAGAAAUAAAUUCUACUUUGGCGUCUUUGACGACAGUACCUGACUUAAGUGAAAUCAGAAAUGAGGAUAAAUCCCAGCGUGUGUAUGUAAGUGUGCUUUCAGAUGCGAGUAACAAGACAAAGGAGGCUUCAGCAUCACUAACUCUUGAAGAGAAGAACAAGUUUGGGAGUACUUUGAGAUCUGCAACAAUGCCGUCGCUAGGAUCAAGGCCAAGACUUUUCCCAAAGCCUUUUUCUAAAGAGAAAUCUUCAGAUACUUUUGCAAAUGUAAAACCACCUGUUCCAGCUUUCAGAUCAAGUAGUCUUAUUAGAAAGGCCACAGAAGAAAUGUCAUCUGUUAAGGGAUUAAGUGGAAAUGUUCCUCCGUUAGUAGAUCAGAAGGUGAUUGAAAAUGAAAAUAAGGCUGGCAGAGAAGUAGUCACGAACAUGACUUUCUACACCGGUCCCAGUGCAAAUACUGUUAUUCUUUUUGAGAGAGCAAGCACAGAGGCAUCAAAGGGAAGCCUGGCCCAGGAAAAAAGGGCUGCUGAUGAGCACAGAGUGUUCAGUACUACGCAAACGAAAGAGCUUCAGUGCAGUGCAAAGCUGGAGAAACCAUCUCAGCCAGCUGAGACCUCCAGGAAUACUGAAGGGUCUCUUCAUAGGCAGAUAUCGCUUUCUUCCAGUCUUAGACCAGUCUCCUGGAACUCCCUCAAAACUGGUGAAAAGAAAGAUGCUUGUGGAUGUCAUCCAGGGGAGAAGAGCAAUGAUGAUGCAAAUAAUACCAACAAUAAAGCUGAUUUCUCUCCUGAUGCGCAGCAGCGGCCAAAACAUAGACCAGUAUCUGCUAUUUUUCUGGAAUCAUUACGAGAUCAAAGGCAUCGCACUGUGGAAGCUUCUGAGGAAAAGUCUCCUACAGAGAAGUCCUGGGUUAGAAAACCGAGGCCUUUGUCCAUGGACCUGACAGCGAAGUUUGAACAGAAAGAUCUUUCUUCUUGCAGGAAGACUUGUUUGUCUCAUGAAAGCAAGGAGAACGUACCUGUCACUUCUCUUACUGAUGUGGGCUGUCACGGUCAGUCUGAAAUGGGGCCAAAAACUGAAGAAACUGAAUUUAGUAAAGACAGUUCUCCUAAAACAAACUUGAAGUGCAGUAGUAAGGACAUUGGCAUCCUAAAUAAUGGAAAAUACGUGUGGGAAACGAAGCUUAAAACUAAAAGUGAACAAAUUGAGACAAAACCAGAAAUAAUGGCUAACUUGCAAAGUUCUGAAAGAAGCCAUGAAAGCACCACUGAAAGCAGAACUGACAAGGAGGGGAGAGGACCGGGUCAAAAGGAAACAUAUAUGUUUCUAGGCUGUGAAAGCCCUGCGGGUUCCUCGGAAAAAGAGAACAAUAUCGUAAGAGGUAGCGUUAAAAAACACAUCAGUUUGUUUACUUCAGAAAAUCCCAGUACCUCAGUGGAUCCAGAACUCCAGUCAGCUGCUGAGGGGGAGAACAAGUGUGUGAACAUCCAGCAGAGGAUCAAAGAGCUGACAACAGAAAAUACUGAUGUUAAGCCGGGAAAUGUGCGCAGGUCACUUCAGUCACGACCACUUUCUGCGGACUUAACAAAGAUGUUUUCGAGUCCGACAUCAACCAGUGAAGCAAAGCCUGAGAAACCUGCUGAAACUAGAAAUGACUUUGACAAUGAAAUACAAGAAAAUCAAAAAAGUAAGGAGAUCAAGCUUACCCAUGGCACAGAUUUCACUGAAUCCCAUGCUACUGGGAACCCUUGGAAACCCCGGCAGGUUUUAAAAAUAACAAAUAAACUUGAUCAGAUAGAGAGGACAGGAAGCUUCCUUGGAGAUGGUCAGCGUUUUUCUCACCAAAGCGAAAAUACCGUCUCGUUCACAAGCAACUUGGAAAAAAAAUUAAAACCAACCACCCUUAUGGAAAAGACCUACAUCAAAACUGUCCGAGCCACCAUGUUUGACCAUAAUGUUCAGAGGCACAAUGUUGCUGCUGGUCAUCCUGGAACUGAUGCUGCACUGAAAGUGAAUAAGGAGCUGGAGGCAAAGCAUGAUGUGGGGACUUCGGGGCACAGCAGACGGUCGUGGAUGGGAGAAGUGGAGGAAACUACUAGUGUGAAGAAGGAGUAUCACAAGCAAUCUGAUUCAUCAAAACAUAUAGCAGAUGUAGAAAAAAGUGGAAAAGCAGCUUUUUCAAGUGAAGACAAGAAAAUGACUCCGGGAAUUCUCUUAGAAAAAUCGGUGGUUGAGAAAAGUGAAAAACCUACUCCUAAAAAUGCAGAAGACUCUCUAGUUUACCAAAGAAUAGAGCCAAGGUACGAAAUCUUCCAGACGUGUGGUGAAAGAGCUCUUAGUGAAGCCAUUACAAUGGCUCCUGAAAAAAAGGCCAUGACACUCAGAACUAGAAAAUCAUCUGUGAAAGAGAAUAAAAACAGUGAGGAUGUUUUACACCCUGGCCAGUCAACUAGGACAACUAGUAAAACUCUCUACUUGAAAGAAGAUAACAUAACUUCAGAAGCUAGAGACAUGAAGGGUUUUACGAGCAAGUCUGUGUUGAGAGAACCUACUGAGCUUUUCUCCAGUGAAUGCACUUUACCUGAAAAGAAAAAAGAUUUUGAGAAAAAUGAAACUGAUCCAAAAUUAGUAGCUGAGAAAAUACCUUAUUCUACAAACAAAAGCAAAUAUUUGGGAAUGAAUGAAAAAGUAAACCAACUACACUCUGAAAUUAAAAAUGAUAAGAGUGAAGUCUCUUCUGUAGAUAAAGCAGAGAGGUCUAAUAUUAUGAAAUGCUCUUCUGAGAGGAGGAGUUUUAGACCAGGUGGCACAGACAGCUGCGAAUUCAGAACCAACUUUGAUCAUGAAGUUACUUCAACAAGUGUAAAUAAACAUGGGGUCCAGUCUUCUUCCCUGCUUUCAAGUGGGCAAUUCUGUAAAUCUUCCAGUAGCCACCAUCCUGAUACAAAAGUACUGACCAUCAGUAAAGAGGAAUCGAGGGUCUCUGGUUUAAGGAAAAGUCUAGACUUAAACUGCAAAGAACAAGACUUCAGGUUAGAUAGUACAACUCAUGAAACCAGUGAAAAAAUCAAAGUAAUAGAUCCCGAAGAAAAAGUCAGAAGAACCAGAAGUAGCGUUUCUGACUUGAAGAUUUCUGAAAGGUGGAGAAGAAGGACCUUGCCUCAGGAUUCUGUCAAGACAGAAGAUGUGGUGUGGCUCACCCCUGAGAAUACCAGAAGGCUAAGUCGGACAGAUUCAUUGCAAUUGGAUGACAGUUCCUUUAAAAAGAGAAGCAAAAAAAGCACUGAAGGGCUGGAAGGGAAUGAGGCAAACCAAACUGCUCUUGGCAGUCCCAGUGAUCACUUGAAAAAUCACAGUUCUGCCAUUGAGCCAAAGGCAACGUAUUUUGCAGUGACUUAUCAGGUUCCUGGUAACAAGAAAGAGAAAAGCUUUGCUGGUACUCCUAGUGCAAGUGAAACUAAUGCAAUUUCAAGCUCAAGUGAGGGAGCAACAAUUAAUCUGGACCCUGUUUUUCCUGGAAGGUCCAAACCUUUAUUGCAGCAGCCAAAUAAAAAUAUGACGAGUACGAAUUGUAGAGAGGACUCACGAGAAGUGCAUAUUAACAAGGAUUGGGUCAAAGAAGAAGAAAAAGGUGAUACUUUUUCCAAAAACAUUGCAUUUAGUAAUUUUCGUGUGUCUAGGAAAGAUAACCAACAGCAUCAUGAAAGAGGUCUGGAUCAUUCUAAAGAGAGAAUUAUAGAUGUUGAUGCUUUCCUAUUAAAACAGGAUCUGGAAAAUACAACUGAAACUGAUCUUACAAGUAGCAGAAGAAAAGUCUCCUCGUACCAUGAACCCAAACCCCCCCUGCGUUUUGCACAGUUACAUAAAGACAGUGAACUGGUUCCCUCGAAAAGUAGUGAAAAUAAUUAUGAUUUAUCUGUAAGGAAGGCUGGGGAUCGUUACAGAUCCCAAAUUCUUGACAUCGAUGCGCUUAUGGCAGAAUAUAAAGAAGAAUCAGUCAAGGCCAGUAACAUGCAAGACAAGCUCUCUGAAGAUCACAGUGUAUUCAGUAGGGAGAAAUCAAAGAACAAAAGAAAUGUGUCAGAGAGGACAACUUCUUUAGAGUGGAAGGGAUCAGAUCAUUAUUCUGUUAAUAUCAAAGAAGCUGGCUAUGCAGAAGAGUAUCACAGGCCAGAGAAAUUAAUUCUAAAUGAAAAGAGCAAAGAGAAACUGGAAUCCUGUGGCACUGAAUUUGAUAAACAAAAGUCCAAAGACAGAAAGUUCAGCCCUCCUUACUGGGGAAAUCCUAGCAGCUUCUUUUCAGAUAAGUUUGUAAAUUCACCCGUGGAGUUCCCUAGGAAAAAGACUUUCAUCGUUGAUGAGGAUGAAGAAGUGAACUUAAUGUCCAGGAGUCAAAGUUCAGAAUCGGUAGGUGAUAAGGUACAGCCUAUAAAUGCAGUUGGUACAGACCAAAGGUUGGAAGUUAAUUUUUCUUCCAGGUUGUCCAUAAAGGCAGAUGGUGGCCUCGUACAGAGGAAGUUGGUCACAAAAGAACAGUUCUUGGAGGUGUCUCCAGAAAGCGAUUGGAGCAAAAAUGUAGGAAGAAGCUCUUUAGCAAGGGACAGAGACAGUGCAAACAAGGUGACAUGUGAGAAUGACUCUUCCAAUGUGAAAAGCAAAACUGAUUGGAAGAGCUACACAUCUGGCUUAGGAAGUGCAGCCCCAGAUUUGAGACGAUCCUAUUCAGAAAAGAGCCGCCAAGGAAAAGACAAUCUACUGCUUAUGCAAGAGGCAAGGGGAAGAAAGGAUCUGCAGCGAUCCAGGCAAAGCUUCCCGUUGGGAAGUGCGGAUGAUGGGUGGAAAUACAAGACGUCAUUGCAGUCAGAAUCUUUCUUCCACGAGGAUAAAAAGGUUUCUAGGAAAGAGUGGACCAAGCAGAGUUUGGACAAAACAGACGGAGCAGAUGUUUCAUUGGUUUCUACUCAGAGAAGCCGCCACAGUUUUCAUAAGGACAGAAGGGCUGAUAGCAGGACGGUGAAGGGACUGCUGACUAACUUGCGUGGCAGCUACAAUCCAGAGCUCUCCGACUGCUAUUUCGGGGGGCUACCGACUCGCAUGGAGCCUGAAACCACCUAA